Pogona vitticeps (central bearded dragon) is the source of this 5401-nucleotide messenger RNA. The record is from RefSeq and is a predicted model, not a curated record. NCBI's taxonomy places the organism in Eukaryota, Metazoa, Chordata, Lepidosauria, Squamata, Agamidae.
AUGCCGGCUGGGAAGGGCCAAUGGGAGAGCCCCGAGGUCCGGGUCCUUUGCCAUGCUCCUUCCAAUCAGAAAGCGGCACUCGGGAGCGCAGAUCUCACGCGGCAGCGGCAGCAGCAGCAAGAGGAGGAGGGGGAAAGCCCGGCUUGUUAUGAUCAUGUGGUUUGGCUGGAGCUUCCAGACUGUGCCGCCGGCAGAGAGCCGACCAGACUCUCACGCAGCCAGCCAGCCAGCCAGCCAGCGAGGAAGGCGGCGGGGCAAGGCAGGGAGCGGGCUGGCGAGGCUCCGGGUGCUUCUGCUCCUCGUCCUCCUGGACUCGCCAUGUUGCCAUCCCGCCGGGUCCCCAGAGAGAGGCGGCGCCCGCUUGGGGCGGCACGAGCACAGCAGAAGAAGGAGAAGGCGAAGGAGGAGGAAGACGAGUUCUUUUCUUGGAAAUUUACAAAGGAGACACCGCCUCCCCUCUGGAUCAACGGGAGGAAAAGGAGAAAGGGGGAUGAUAUCGACCCGGAUUUUGAACCCCAGAGCCGGCCUCGUUCCUGCACCUGGCCGCUGCCUCACCCCGACUUCCCGGGAGAAGAGGACGAUGGACGCGGCAAAGCCGCCCCGGCGCUGCCUUCCCUGGGCGCCGACGUUGGACAGCUCCGCAAGGCAAAGACCUCGCGGCGCAACGCCUGGGGCAAUUUGUCUUACGCGGAUCUCAUCACCAAGGCGAUCGAGAGCUCCCCGGAGAAGAGGCUCACCCUCUCGCAGAUCUACGACUGGAUGGUCAGAUACGUCCCCUAUUUUAAGGAUAAAGGAGACAGCAACAGCUCAGCGGGUUGGAAGAAUUCAAUCCGCCACAACCUGUCCCUGCACACCCGCUUCAUCCGUGUGCAGAAUGAAGGCACAGGCAAAAGUUCCUGGUGGAUGCUGAAUCCCGAGGGUGGCAAAACUGGCAAGACACCCCGUCGGCGGGCUGUCUCCAUGGACAAUAACAGCAAGUUCCUCCGGAUUAAGGGGAAGGCCAGCAAGAAGAAGCAACUGCAGGCUACUCAGGAGCGUGGUGUAGAGGACAGCCCAGCUGGCCAGCAAGCCAAGUGGUCUGAGAGCCCUGCCUCCCACACCAGUGAAGAGUAUGAUGCUUGGGCUGACUUCCGGACACGGGCCAACUCUUCGACCAGCACACUGAGUAGUCGUCUUUCUCCCAUCAUGGCCAACCAUGAGCCUGAUGAGCUGGAGGAGGAGGAUGUGACACCUUCUUCCCCACUGAUGUAUCCCAGCCCAUCCAGCACCAUGUCCCCCUCCCUGAACACCCGCUGCUCUGUGGAGAUGCCCAGGCUGACUGAUCUCACUGGAACCAUAAACCUGAAUGAGAGUCUUGGUGAAAGCCUUCUUGAUGACCUUCAGGACAACUACAACAUGAGCCCCACCCAACCGCUUCCUGCUGGGGCUCUACGGCAGAGGAAUUCCAGCUUCAGCUUCAGCUCCAAGUGUGUAGGUGGGGGAGGGGGAGGGGGAGGAGGCAACACCUACUGUGGGACCAUCUACAGCCAGCCGGCCAUGAGCCUUAUGCGCCGUCUGCCCAUGCAGACCAUCCAGGAGAACAAGCAGGCCACAUUUGCUCCCAUGAACUCCUACCGCAAUGCCUCAUUGCAGGACCUUCUCUCUUCCAUCUCCUACGCACACAAAGAGGGGGAGCCACACAUGCCACAGGCCAACAGCAUGGGGCCACCACCCCGCAGCCACCGACAAAAUGCCCUGAUGUGCAGUGGUGGUGGAGAGAUUGGUCUGGUCCCCUAUCUUCCCCAUUCCAAUUCCCUUAUGAAGACCAGUGCGUUGUACCAUCACCCGUCACCAGCCAGCCACCACCCUCCUAUCAACAACAGUGCCUUACCCUCUCCAAUCAGCCUUAUGAGCCUGCCCAGUGACACUUGCAACAUGGUGGCCAUGCCUCAUCAUGGGCACAUCCAUUCCUACAUCAACAACCAGGGGGCACACAUGAGUUUGCUUGAUUCUUUACAGGGACCCUACCCAGAAGCCAUGCACACCCCUGUUUUGGGCCAGGACAGAUUCCCAGCAGACUUAGAUUUGGACAUGUUCAACGGUAGCUUGGAGUGCGAUGUGGAAUCCAUCAUCCUCAAUGACUUUAUGGACAGCGAUGAGAUGGAUUUCAACUUUGACUCAGCUCUUCCACCACAAAAUGGUCUCAACAUGGCCACUUUGUCCAAUGCCCCACAACCCACCAAUCAAAGCUGGGUGCCUGGGUGAAACCCACUCAGACAAUUCCAGCCCACCAGUUGGCAGGAUAGGUGGCGUGGGGGUCCUGAAACAAACUCUAUCUCCCCAAAUCCCCAUUGCCUUUCUAAUUUUCUUUGCCUUCGUUUGUUCAGCCAAGCUACAGCUAUCUGUUUAAACUUGACAACACUAAACACACACAAUGUAGGGUAAAAGAAAAAAAUGUUUUGACAGGUACCAGCGACUUCCUGCUUGUGCCCAGGUGUAUUGUGCAGUACGUCAGAUCUGUCUUUGAUGUGUGCGAUAGGCACGUUAGCCAUGGCAUUGCAGAGCUGAUGCCCCCUCCUUCUUCCAUCUCUCCCUCCCACCCUGGGCACCUGCACUAUUGCGCAGGAGAGACCAUAUGGCCUAAAGAUUUUUUUCUAGAACUAAUGCUAAGUAUUGAUCUUGGCCUAGGUAGCCUCAGUGGAGUGGUAGUCCUUGGUUUUCAUUGAUCCAUUCCCAACUUGUCCCUACAAUGAAUCUUCAGUUUGAUUGGCCCUUUUCUCGAGUCCUUGCUCUUCUUGGCACCCUACGGCAAUGGCCAGUACUUCUCUAUUUAUAUAGUGCAGUUCUUUUCUGACAGACUUGUAAUGCUGAUUAACUAGUGAUAUUGAAGUCAGCAGGCAAGAUAUUUACCCACUAAAACCAGUGUUAGUCCAAGUGAACUCUGGUUCAUCCCCGCUCAGUGGUGCCCAUUAAAUCCUUGUGGGUUUCACUCACCAGAUUAAAGGAAAAUCAGUAAUACUUAUUGUAUGCUUGAGUGGAAGGAAAAAGCUGAUUGUGGUGUGGAGGAACCAGGCCUUUAAAGGUUGAAACACUGGGAUGUUUUGAGCAGCAGGGACAAUUAUGCUAUCUACCAGCAGCAGCCCAGGUUUACUUUUUCCUUCAAGAUGAUCCUUAUUCUACACAGAAGCUGGGAAAUAGCAAAUAAAUUUUUUCAGCAGACAAAUAUUGUGGCAAGGUAGCUAGAAUGCAAAUUAUUUGGGGAAGGGAGUGGCAUGGUAGUGAAUGGACAAUUCAUCCCAUUAACUUCACCUGCGUCUAGUAGAAAUGAAAACUGGUAGAAUGCCUUUGCUGUUGCUGAACAGCACAACUGGCUGCAUUUUUGGACCAUCUUUGGGGAUGUACCAUAGAAUGCUAGUUCCAAUAGCUAAUGCUGUGAACUAUAGUACACAGUGCAUAAGUGGGUGCAUAGUGGUGACAAGAAAUUGAGCCAACCUGACCAAAGCCAGCUUUUUCAAGGAUGGCAUCUUCUGUGUUCUCUGCUUGCAAUAGAAACACAUACAUUGGUAGUACAAUAUGUGUAUGCACAUAGCACAAACAAUGGCAUAUGUGCUGAGGCAUCCCUGUUAACAGCAUGCAGAUGUGCAUAGUUUUGCAUGCACGUAUUCUCUCUGUCUUUCGUUGUCUUUCCGUCUCUCUCUCUCUUUCACACACAUACUCAAACACACACAUAUAAAGGGUAGUUGGUACUACGUUAAGAGGUAGCCUCAGCUUUGACAUGGCCACCACUGGCAGGGUGAAUUGGGAAGGUGGGAAUGAGAUGGGCUAGUGGCAGCUACUAUUUAUUUUGCUUCACUGCACAAUCUUGCCAAUAAACACUUAACUCUUGCUAAUACAAACCCUUAAGUUUAAAUGAGAACAGGACUGCACUGAACUAAAAGACCUAUGGGAACAAGGGGAGGAAAUGGCAACAUACAGAUAGAUGGAGAGAUGAAGGAGGGGGGAGAGAGAGAGAGGGUUUAGAGUUUGUUUCCUAAAUUCUAGAUUUGGAUAUGACAAUCCCAAACUUACCUAGAAUGGGGAAGAGAUACUUCUUCCUAUACAGUGUAGAAAUCUAUAAGAUAGAAAGACUGUGCUGAGUUGAUGAAACAAAGAAGAAAAGGUUGAAAAAUACAGGAUAGGUCUGCCUGUCAAGAGAAGAAAUGGCCAAACUAGCUUAAAAGAAGAGACCAUGGCAGGUGGUGGCAAAUGGAUGUCAGUGAUGCCUUCAGGGAGAGGCAGGCUAGGUCACUCUAGUUUACUGUGCAGCAUGGUGCUCUCUAAAGCCCCUGGUAACCAUCCAACUGCAUGCCAGGCAAUCAUUAAUUCCUGCUUGGGCUCUGUCUGCCUUACCCAUUUGUUAUACAGUAUUUUUGAACAAGGGCAGAACCUGCCCAUUUUGCUUUCUUAAAUGCUUCCAUUCCAACAAGAAGGACAGCUGCUUCUAGCCUGCACAGUGAAUGCUUGACUGCAUGUAAUCCAUAUCAGACAAAGUUCCAGAUGUUUCCUGAAUUUGCUGUCUUUGGACAAGUACAGGCUUUGGGUAGUAUGUUGUGUGGGGCUUCAUGAAAUGAAUAUUAUAUGUCUUACACUUGGUUGGAAUCUUGCUCCAUCUAGUUCGGUGGCCUCUAAACUGGCUGCCAGAAGCUCAUCAAUGUUACAGGGUCUUUGCUAGCCCUUCUGGAGAUGUUGGGUGUUGCAUCUGAGACCUCCAGCACAGGCUCUGCUGCUAAACAAUUGUUCCUUGGUGGGGUUUUUACAGCCAGUGUGACAUAGAAGAUAAGAGUUCUUGACUAGCACUUAGAAAAUUGGGUUCAAAUCCCUGCUUGGCCAUGGAAAGUUAUCACUUGGGGGUAAAACUAUCUCCUUAAAUAUCUCAUAAACUCUAUUAGGGUUAUUUAUGUAGCUUGGGUGUCACUUUGACAACAAAUAACAACAUAGCAGAAGGGAGCAGCACAUGGCUUCUUGGUAUCAUGCCGUCCACAUGGGCCCUAAUGCAGGAGCCCUGGAGCCACCAGAACAUGCAUAUCUCCAAAUUUUAUUUAACAUCUGGUCAUAAUGUCCAGUUGUGCUUGCUAGGUAGUAUUUAGGUAAUUUUUGCCAUGUUUGGGUGUCUUCCAACAAAACUGCCCCCACCAGCCCCAGUUUUACUUUUCUUUAAAAUUUAGCCACUAGACAGUUUCUGCUACUCAUCCCCAAUCACCCCAAGUCUCGGUUAAGCUUAUGUUGGUCAGGUUGAGCAUGGUUGCCAUCUACAGUUCUAGAUCCAGUUCAGAACCAUCCUAUGGACUAAACAACACACUAUAUUAAAUGCUUAGAGUACAGCUGAGGUUUAUUUUAUUUUUCAUUUUCAAAUCAGGACCACCUGAGUAAUAAUAAAUAACAA